Trichoplax adhaerens is the source of this 1245-nucleotide messenger RNA. RefSeq lists its product as uncharacterized. Gene Ontology annotation, biological process: protein polyubiquitination; positive regulation of proteasomal ubiquitin-dependent protein catabolic process. Gene Ontology annotation, molecular function: protein binding. The transcript has 3 exons. NCBI's taxonomy places the organism in Eukaryota, Metazoa, Placozoa, Uniplacotomia, Trichoplacea, Trichoplacidae. Bases 1 to 1245 code for a protein of 414 amino acids. The record is from RefSeq and is a predicted model, not a curated record.
AUGGAUAUAGGUAGUACAUACAGUCAGCAUUUCGCACUACAAUUGCCUGAGAUUUUAAGCAUGAUCUUGUCCAAGUUGGAUGCAAAAUCAUUAUGCAAUGCAUCCGCUGUUUGCAAAGAAUGGAAUCAAUUAGCUACUAAAAUUUUAAUGGAACGCCGUUGUUGUGCUACUUAUAUCGUAGAAUCUCCCGACGCUAUCGGUGAUCUCCACCAUUUUUUUCACCAGUUACCUAUUGUACCCGCUGCAAUCAACGUUUUUUCCACCUUUGAUAAAUUAAGAGAUACACGAGCAUUAAUCUCUUGCAUCAAAUCGAAUGUGCCAUCCAACUGUCAAAUCCUCGGUUGCUCUGGCAAUGGUAUUGUCGGCAGCCAUGAAAUGGAUCAAAAAUCCGUUUCUUUAGAACUAGAGGAAGCUGGUAAAGCCUCGAUUCUAAUUAUUCCUCGCAUAACAGGAGUUACAGUCAAAGCCUUUACCUUAUAUAAAAGUGAUCUAAAACCGGAAGAAGAGGAUACAGCUAAAGUAUGGAAAGCUUCCAUUGGAAUGACUGAUAUAAAGGCUAUCCUUUUACUAACCGAUUUCGACAUGCUUGAGAACGAUGACUUUACAGCCUUGCAAGCUGCUUUCAAAGAUGAAGAAAAAUCUGCGAUCGUUGGAUGUCUAUGCCAACCUAAAGUUCGCCUGGAUAAGCUCAGAUUCAGAGAUUAUGUGAAUACUUUUAAUUAUUUACCUAUUUUACCGAAUAUAAGCUUACAUCAUAGCUGUAUUCUAAAAUUAUAUGUGGUAUACUUACUGACUGGUCACGAUACUAUUUACUCCGGUAUAGCACGAUUGCAUUGCAAUUUUCAAUUUAUGCGAGAUUGCCGAAAAGAGCCAGCCUUGGUUGCGAUGGCGAUAGGCGGUGAAUACAUGGAAGCAUCCACUGUUCUCUUAUAUGAGAAUGAUAAAAGCGACUUAGCAAACUCUAUUGCUAACGUAGAAAGGCCAUCAUCGAUAUCAUAUUCUCCGGAUAUUGUUUAUAUGUUUCCUUGUGUUGGUCGGGGUUAUAUGUAUUACGGAGAGCAAAAUGUCGAAAGUGGUCUGAUCAGAAAAGCCUUUCCCUGUAUUCAUGUAAUUGGUUGUUUCGGCUAUGGUGAAAUUUUUAAUCUGAAAUGUAAAGAUGGCUACAGUUAUUAUCAUAGCUACAGCACGGCUUUGUGCUUUUGCUGGCUUAAACAUGACAAUUAUCAUUCUAAUUCUUCCUAUUGA